CAAUCUGACAUAAGGUGAGAUGCUUUUGCAACUCAAGGUUGAUAUCAUGCAGUUAUGAUUUCUGGAGGCUAAGAAAGAGCAACAGUUUUGCGUACGAUUGAUAUCGUGAAGAAUUGAAUUUUUAGUUCCCAUAAUUAUUUGUUUUUGUGAACUAAAUCUUUGUAAGUUAAAUUAAUGGGAAAUGUGGCAGGCAAAUUCUUGCACAACCCAGAAGUGAAUUUUUGAGACGAAAAGUGGUGAAAACAUUUUUAGCGUGGAGAUUCAUGAAAACUUGAAACACCAUGGCUAUCGUUGUAACCGAUGGAUUCAAACAAUUUGGCAGUGGCCCUCCAGUCUUAUCGAAUUUUCAACUUAGCGUUGCUCCUGGAACGAUAUAUGGACUUUUGGGCCCAAGCGGUUGCGGAAAAACUACAGUUUUGUCAUGCAUCGUAGGACUUGGAAAAUUGGAUUCUGGUCAAGUCCUGGUUUUUGGAAAGGUCCCUGGCAAAAAAGACAGUGGUAUACCAGGCCCUUUAGUUGGAUUCAUGCCACAGGAAGUAGCUUUAUACCCGAAUCUAACCAUCGCUGAAAUAAUGGCACACUUUGGUGGAAUAUAUGGAAUGCAGAAGCAUGAAAUAAAUGAAAGAACAGAUUUCCUUGCGAAAUUUUUGCAACUUCCAGACACAUCCAGACUUAUUCGCAGCUUAAGCGGAGGCGAACUGCGCUGCGUUUCCCUUGGGGUCUCGAUGAUACAUAAACCACGCUUGCUUAUUUUGGAUGAACCUACGGCCGGGCUAGACCCAGAGCUGAGAGCAUCGAUUUGGGAAUAUUUGCAUACGCUAGUGAGAAAUGAUGGAAAAACUACAGUCAUAAUUACAACUCAGUAUAUUCCUGAAGCAACAUUUUGUGAUAAAAUUGGAAUUAUGCGGAAAGGUCGUAUUUUAAAUGAGGAUUCUCCAACAUCCAUGCUACACCGAUUUGAGACUCGUUCCUUGGAAAAAGUGUUUCUCAAUUUGUGUCGUCUGGACAAAAAUUACACAAAUAUGCAACUUAACCAGAAAAAAUCAGAUAAUGUUGAUGACAUGACUGGUGUACUACUCCAAUCUGUGAAAACAAUAUCGAGUGAUUGUAAUAAAGAGUCAAGACUGGAUUAUGACGAAUGUUCAGAUAUCAGAGUGCAAAGUGAUAUUCAAAUUAUAUCCACGCUCGUCAAAAAAACGGUUUUGCGACAAAUUCGAGUCCCAACAAAUGUCGUCCUCCUAAUUUUUAUACCAUUCCUUCUUAUAUUCCUAAUCAACAGUAUUGUUGGUACUACGCCACAUUAUUUUAAAUUAGGAUUGGUAACACAAGACUGGAGUGGCACGAGUGAUGGUCUCUUGGAGAAGUGUGACGAAUUGCACCGAUCGUGGUGGAGUGGCAAAGACGCUAUCAUCAACGGUACCUGUGAUCCCGAGAGUUUGGAGCCACUAACUUAUGUUUGUGCAUUGAUCAAGUCUUUCCCCGACGAGAAAAUAGUUUGGAUUCCAACUCAAUCGGAGGAUGCAUCUCUAAGUAAAGUAAAAGCUGGCGAUGCGAUUGGAUUUAUUAAAUUUCCACAAAAUUUCUCAAAGAAUUUCCUAGACCGACUGAUAUUUCGAAAUAAUGCUGAGCUGGAAACUUUAGCUGGAGCAACAAUUUCAUUUCGGGGAGAUAUGUCCAAUGCAGUCAACUCUGGCCUGUUGCGAAAACUAAUUUAUACAAGUUACUCAAAAUUUUUGCAAAAUAGUGCAACUUGGUGCGGAGCAGAUCCUAGGGUGGUUCAGUUGCCAUUGCAGUUUCACUCAUUGUACGACGAUGGGUCUGAAGAACUUGGAUGGAGCCAUUAUAUACAACCGGCUUCCAUCAUUUUAAUCAUGUCAGUUCUGUCCAGUGCCCCCGGAAUGAUGACGGCCAUUGAGAAACGCCUCGGCUAUUUGGACAGAGAUUAUGUGGCAGGUGUAAAAUUCCGACAUUUGGUAGCAUCAUCUUUACUCCAUGGAAGCAUUGUCAUUAUCCUUCAACUGAGCACAACGUUUACGUUCUUACCGCUCGUGUAUGGUAUGCGGUCACAGGGUCCGUGGAUUUUGGUUAUUAUUUUGGUCUAUUUAUCCUCCUUGAGUGGAGUAGCUCUGGGUUUCGUAUGGGGAAUUAGUUCUAGGCACGAGAUGGACGUGGUCAUGGUCCUUCUCGCCGCUAAUAUUGCAUACAUUGGUGGCGCAGGAUCCAUGUGGCCAUUGGAAGGAGUUACAUAUUGGUAUCGACAAUUUUGCUACUUACUUCCUGUUACCCUGCCGAUUUCGACUUUAAGGUCGGUUAUACAUCGUGGGUGGGAUUUGACCCACUUCCAAAUUUGUGUAGGAUUUGGUGGAACGCUAUUUUGGAUUAUUUUUCCUAUUGCGGUAGCAAGUUACAUAUAUAAAUCGAGAAAUCGAAGAUAGUUGUGUGCACAUGAUUUUUUAGAAUAAAGAGCUUGUAUUAUUUUUAAAAUUUAAAUAUCUAGUAAUUUAUGUAACAAAUAGUAUAUCUAAAAAUUUGCAAAGCUUUUGUGACUCUAUUCCAAUAACGUCGAUAAAUAUUUGUAUAAUCACUAAUCACUUUCUUGUCAUCUCUUUUAAAACAUUCAACAUACUUUUACAAUGUAUGUACAAAUAUUCCCUACUGCUGAUGAAAACAGUAUAUACAUAUGUAAAUAAAUACUCUGAAAUUAUUGACAAA
Folsomia candida is the source of this 2712-nucleotide messenger RNA. Its product is annotated as ABC transporter G family member 23. Gene Ontology annotation, molecular function: ABC-type transporter activity; ATP hydrolysis activity; ATP binding. The record is from RefSeq and is a predicted model, not a curated record. Gene Ontology annotation, cellular component: membrane. The coding region runs from base 282 to 2435 and encodes 717 amino acids. NCBI's taxonomy places the organism in Eukaryota, Metazoa, Arthropoda, Collembola, Entomobryomorpha, Isotomidae. The transcript has 16 exons.